This is a messenger RNA of Oldenlandia corymbosa var. corymbosa, 1662 nucleotides long. The record is from the annotation of a GenBank genome assembly. NCBI's taxonomy places the organism in Eukaryota, Viridiplantae, Streptophyta, Magnoliopsida, Gentianales, Rubiaceae.
AUGCCUAAACCCAGAACCUCCCAAUUGGCCUCUCUUCGCACUUUUCUUCGCUCAUUCUCGUCCUCCUCUACAGAAUCCCGAUUUCCCUUCUCUAAAAUUUCCUCAUUUAACUCCGCCUCCCAGCCGCCGCCCCACCACCACCAGCUCUUCACUCAUCUGACCAGCAACAAUGGAUCUUGGGCGCAACCCAUCUCGCCGUUUUCGAUUUCGUCGAGGCUCAUUUCCUCAGACACUGGUGGCGGAGGAGAAAAGAAGAACCCACUCUCGGAAGAGGAGGGAUCAGAAUCCCUUGCGAAGUCUCUUUCUCAGGAGCUUAUAAAGAACCCAGAUGCUGAAUCACUUUCAUUGUCGCAAAGGUUGGAUCUUUCUUUCUCUCAUGUGAAGAUCACGCCUUCAAUUGUUGCCAGCACACUCAAUAUUGUUGCCAGCAUAGUCAAUGGUUCCUCUGAAGAAAAGUUCCCUGGUGUUAGGAGCGGAGUGUUGGAUUUUCUCAAAUGGGUAAGUUCAAGACCUAAUUUUCAUGUGGAUGAUGAGUUGUUAUCUUAUUUUGUGAUUUAUUUUGGGAGGAGGAAGGACUUUAAAGCCACACGUGAGGUGCUAGUUGAUGGGGUUCGGAAAACAGGGAAGACAUGCUUUGAGUCGUUUGUUGAUAGGUUAGUUAGGGCUGGAAGGCCUGAUGAUGUUGUUCACUUGUUUAAGAUAAUGGAAAAGGAAUAUGGGUGGACUAGGGAUAAGGAUUCUUUGAAGUUUAUUGUCUCCAAACUUUGUGACUAUGGUUUUGCUAAACCUGCUGAGAAAAUGGUGAAAAGUUUGGCUAAUGAGUUUUUUCCCGAUGAAUAUAUCUGUGAUGCCUUGAUCAGAGGGUGGUGUGUUGCUGAGAAACUAGACGAGGUGAAAAGAGUAGCCGCAGAGAUGUAUAGGGGUGGAUUUGAGAUUGGUACUUCGGCCUAUAAUGCCAUCUUGGGUUGUGUUUGUAGGCUUUGUAGGAGGAAGGAUCCAUUUCUGUUGCUACCCGAGGCAGAAAAAGUAUUGUUACAAAUGGAAGAAGCAGGGGUCCCGCGAGAUGUGGAGACCUUCAAUGUGUUGAUUAGUAAUUUGUGUAAGAUUAGGAAGACGACCGAUGCUGUAGAUUUGUUUCACAGGAUGGGCGAGUGGGGUUGUUAUCCCAACGAAACAACAUUUCUUUUAUUAAUUAGGAGUUUAUUUCAAGCAGCCCGGGUUGGGGAAGGUGAUGAGUUUAUAGACAGGAUGAAGUCUGCCGGAUACAGUGAUGCACUUAACAGGAAGGAAUAUUACGGCUUCUUAAAAAUAUUGUGCGGCAUAGAGAGGAUCGAUCAUGCCAUAAGCAUCUUUGCAAAGAUGAAAGAAGAUGGUUGUGAACCAGGAGCUCUGACUUAUGACUUGCUGAUAGGAAAAUUGUCUGCUCAUGGAAGAUCGGAUAAAGCAAAUGCACUUUUCAAGGAAGCCGAGAGCAACGGGAUCCCCAUUGAACAGAAAACUUAUAAGCUAGAUCCUAGGUUUGCUAAGAAGAAACCUAUUGCUGUUAAGAAAGAAAAGAAGAGGGAAACACUGCCUGAGAAGAUGGCUCGGAGGAGGAGACGGCUUAAGAAAAUUAGACUUAGUUAUGUUAAGAAGCCAAAGAGAACCAUGCGCGCAAUGUAA